This is a messenger RNA of Cylicostephanus goldi, 225 nucleotides long. The record is from the annotation of a GenBank genome assembly. NCBI's taxonomy places the organism in Eukaryota, Metazoa, Nematoda, Chromadorea, Rhabditida, Strongylidae.
AUGUCAUUUGUGAUACUAGGAUCAGUGAUUGGAUUCAUUCUCUACACGUAUCUAUCUCACGUAAUCAUGAUGAGGCGACUCAAUCGAGAGUUAAAAGCGGCCAAUCUCAGAGAGCUCGUACAUAGAUCUGCUAUGAUAAUGGCUGGGUCUGCUCAAGAAAACGAUCUCAACAUAACUGAAAGAAGACAUUCUCUCAUCAACAUGUUCGGUAAUUUCCGGCUGUGA